This is a messenger RNA of Esox lucius (northern pike), 678 nucleotides long. RefSeq names its product lectin, galactoside-binding, soluble, 2b (gene lgals2b). The record is from RefSeq and is a predicted model, not a curated record. The transcript has 4 exons. The coding region runs from base 104 to 493 and encodes 129 amino acids. NCBI's taxonomy places the organism in Eukaryota, Metazoa, Chordata, Actinopteri, Esociformes, Esocidae. Gene Ontology annotation, molecular function: carbohydrate binding; galactoside binding; laminin binding.
UAAAGCUAAACCCUGCCCUUGCUAUAAUAAUAGACUUCACAAUAAAACCUUUCCUCUUUUCAACCUUUUUCUGAUUUCUGCCGAUAUCACGAAGAAGUUCAAUAUGGCGUUCCGCGUGGAGAACAUGUCCUUCAAGCAAGGCCAGGAGCUGAGAAUCACAGCGAGGUCAACCCCUGGAGCCUCUCAAUUCUCCAUCAACAUCGGCCACAACAGCGACAACUUCGCCCUCCACUUUAACCCUCGGUUCAGCAGCGAAAAAAUUGUCCUUAAUUCUCUAUCAGGAGGUAGCUGGGGCGACGAAAACCAUGAGAUGCACUUCCCCUUCCAGACGGGAGAGGAGUUCAAGCUGGCCAUCAACUUCACCAAUGAGCAGUUCUACAUCAAGUUGCCAGACGGUCACAUGAUUGACUUCCCCAAUCGCCUUGGUGACUGCAAGUACAACCAGUUCAUGGUCGAUGGAGAUGUCAAAAUCGUCAGCAUCAAGGUCAAAUAGAGGUCAACCCCUGGCAAUUCUCAAUACACCUGUGAAUGUAUUUCAUACUAACUCAGCGCUUGCAUAGAGUGUUGUGUGGUUGGAUUAAUUAAAAUAACACAAGGGGGCGCCACUCCCGUGUGUACUUCUGGAGAGACGGACCAUUCCAGACAUUCCCAAUAAAAUCACUGUGAACUCAAACAAUG